Calypte anna (Anna's hummingbird) is the source of this 10672-nucleotide messenger RNA. It is a transcript of the gene MYO15A, whose product is annotated as myosin XVA. The record is from RefSeq and is a predicted model, not a curated record. Gene Ontology annotation, molecular function: cytoskeletal motor activity; ATP binding; protein binding. Gene Ontology annotation, cellular component: myosin complex; cytoskeleton. NCBI's taxonomy places the organism in Eukaryota, Metazoa, Chordata, Aves, Apodiformes, Trochilidae.
AUGGCCGGCAAGAAGGGGGAGACCAAAAAGGAUGCGGAGGCCAAAGGGAAGGGGGGCAAAGGUAAAGGGAAGGAUGGCAAGAAGGGCAAGAAGGAGGAGCCCAGCGAGACGGAGGAGACUUCGGAUUCGGAGCUGCUGAAGGCGGAGGAAAACGAGGAGUCGGAGGUGGGGGAGGCAGAGGAGCAGAAGGAGGUGGUGGAGGAGGAAAAGGCAAAGGAUGAUAAUGUGGAGGAGCCCAAGAAGGAGGAGAAGGGGAAGGAGAAGAAGGGAGCCCUCAAGGGGAUGAUGGUGAAGAAGCCAGGCCGGGGGAAGAAGGUGCAGGUGGAGACAGAGGAGGAGGCAAGCGAGAGUGAUGCUGCACCAACCAAGAAGAACCAGAAAGGCACCUCCAAGCUGGCGAUGGGGCUGUCGGCUGACAAGAAGAAGAAAGGGGCCAAGGGUGCAGAGGCCAAGGGCAAGGCUAAAGCACCUGCAGAGCCAGUUCUGGCCGAGGAAGAGGCAGCAGCAGUGGCAGCAGAGACAGAGGCACCAAAGGCCCGGGCAAAGCGGAGCUUCCGCAGCACCUCAAAGCUCUUCCUGGGCUUCAAGAAGCUGGGGCUGCGUCGGCCCAAGAAAGGGCAGUUCAAGAACACAUCCCGCUUCUUCUGGGGGCUGCAGAAGCACAGCACCAAGAAGAGGAAGAAGAAGAAGAACAAGGCGGUGCUCAAGUCCACCUCCAACCUGAUGGUUCGCUUCAAGCGUGUGGGCAAGAAGAGGAAGGAGGAGGAGGCCAGCAGCUCCCCACCAGCCAAGCCAUCCUUCCUGCUGCUGCGGGGGGGUGAGCAGGCAGCCGAGCACGAUGAGUCCCUCUUCCGCCGACGCCCGGAAAGGAAAUUUAAGCCGAGGGCUCAGGUGCUGAGCAAGGCAGCCACGGCCACGGGCUGGCUGGCCAGGAAGGUGCUCUCCCGGCGGGGGCGGCUGGUGGGGGGUGGCCGGACGGCCGACCCGGCCUGGCUCUCCCGUAUCGGAGCCAAGAAGCUGCCGUUUCCUGCAGAAGACGAGAUCCUCAGGCACCGGGCCAACAUGAAGCGGAUCCCCAGUGCCAGGAGGCUGUCGGCCUCCGGCACCGCGCGACUCGGCCAGGAGAGGCCUGGUAGCUUGGUGCGGCGCCCGUCCCGGCGGCCAUCUCAGCGUGCGCCUGUGGAGCCUCCAGCACCACACUACGGGUGGGCCGAGGAGGAGGACGGAGCCUACAGCCGCCGCCGUGGCUAUGCCAAGGAACAGGAUGGACCUUAUGGUUCCCGACGUGGCUAUGCUAGGAAGGAAGAUGGAGCCUAUGGCUCCCGGCGUGGCUACACCAGGGAGGAGGAUGGAGGUUAUGGCCCCCAACGUGGCUAUGCUGAGGAAGAGGGAGCCUAUGGUCCCUGGAAUGACUACACCGAGGAGGAGGAUGGAGUAUAUGGCCCCCGACGUGGCUACACUGAGGAGGAGGGAGGAUACCUCCAAAACCCACCGUAUUCAUCAGGGUUUGGUUUCGACGACAUGGGGCCAAGCCCCUAUGCUGACUACACUGGCUAUGAGACAGAGGAUGAGUAUGACUACUAUGGGGGAGCCUGGGAGGAGGGUGACCCAUCAGGGCACCCCUACAGCUACUCAGAGCUGGAGGAUGAGGAGCCAUAUGAGGGCAGUUCCCCCCUUGCUCUCUACGACCCUUAUGGCAGUGACCCAGAGUAUGGUGAGGAGGCAACGGGGCCCUACGGCUAUGGAGGAGACCCCUAUGAGGACUUUGGGGAGCCCCUUGCUGGGGGGUACCCAGGGGGCGAGUACCCUGAGCAUCGGAUCCAGUACAGCGAAGGGGGGUGGGUGCCACAUGCCCAGUCCUCCUGCAACCCCUAUGCCAUGGGCCUGGAGGAGAUCGCUGAGGCUGAGGAGCCUGAGGAGUGGGAUGAAGAAGAGGAGGAUGACAAGGAGUAUCCCUUCUCCAUCCUCAGCGCCUCCUCGCUCCGGGGCAUGCGGGAGACCCUCUCCUCCAAGCUCUCGCUCAAUAGGAAAUUCAGGCUCUUCCCUCGGCCCCAGGUCAAGAUUUUUGGCAGAGACCGCCUGGAUGUCCCCCUCCCACCAUCCCCCCACUUGCCCACCACCCGUGACGAGGAUGACUACGAUGAAUACGAGCCCCCGCCGCCCCCGCCGCCGGCAGCCCCCAGCCCCGCAGCAGCCCCGGGACGCCGGGUUUCGGCAGCUCGUGCCUGCGGCAGCCCCCUGGGCCAGUUCCUCCAGCGCUCCCUCUCGCAGCCCCUCAGCCGCCUGAAAAGGGGUGCAGGGGGAUUUCGGGACUCCCGCACCCCCCAGCCCUCCUACAGACGCUCCAGCCGUAGGCUGCCGGGGAUGGAGAGUGCUGGCUCCCCGCCACGAGCGUCUCCCACCAGGGACCUUUCCCCACAGGCAGGAACCCGGGGACAGCCCUCUCCGGGAGAACCGGGGGUCUUGCGGCGGCUGUCCCUCCGUAACCCCUUUGCCAACCCCGGGAGCUCCCCAUCGCCGCCCCCAUCCCGGCAGCGCCCCGGCAGCGUGCGGGGCGAGGGGCUGCGGCGAUCCCCCUCCCUCGGGGCCAGCAUCCGGCGGCUUGGUUCUGAGCUCGCCGCCCCACCUCCAGCCACCUCCCGCUCACCGGGGGCGGGGGGGAGGAGUUUGGGGGUGCCUGGGACAGGAUCAGGGAGACCCUUGACCCCACGGCCAUCGCGGCGGAGCAGCCCUCCCGGGUUGCCGCUCCCUCAGGCUUGGCCCCGGCUCCCCGAGCCCCCCACCAAGGCGGUGAAGCCGCUGCAGAGGACCCCCUUCCUGGCAUCCACCUCCCGCCCUGGCAGCCGCCGCCUGGGCCCCUCCUGGGAUGAGGAGCUGCCCUCCUGGCAGGGAGUAGCACGGGGUCUUGCCAGGGUGCCCCCUCCUCCCAACCCCGCCCCUAGCAACCCCAAAACCUUCAUCCAACGCAUUGGGCAGCCCCUUGCCGGGAUGGCCCCCCGCUCCUCCCCGGCCAGGCCAUCUCCCACCGAAGUGGGGGGCCGCAGCCCCUCCGUGGGGCAGUCCCUGGCAUCUCUGCUCGUGGAGAGCAUGACCCCCACUCAAACCCCUUCAUCCCCACACCCCGCCCGCCGUCCCUCCUCCCGCUUGCCCCCCUGGCCCCGGCGCCCAUCCCAGCGGGACGGGAGCACCCGCAGACCCCCGAGCCCUCCGGCUGGGCGUCGGGGCUGGGCCGACGCCUUACGCCCCGUCCUCCCCUCCUCCCUGAGAGGCAACCGCAGCCCCUCACCCCAGCGUCGAGCCGCUUUCCCGGCACCCCGCGGCCGAGCUCCUGGCUCACCGGCCACCCCACGCCGUGGCCCAGAAGCCAUCGAGGGCGAUGGGCUGGCCGGGGAGGAGGGCGCGGGGCGCUACGCCGUGGUGACGCCGCAGGUGCAGAGGUUGGGCUCUUUCCGCCGCGCGUCCCGCAUGUACAAGCAGCACUGGUCCACGCAGCACGUCGUGCGGGUGCGGGAGAUGCCCGACGCCUGGACGGCAGAGCAGGGACCCCCCCAACUACCCGGCCAGCGUAGCCGGCGGUGGGCGAGCCAGCGGGGAGCCGACAUCACCCGAUACCUGAACCGGCACUCGCCUGGGGCUGGCUGGAAGGACCGGCACCCCUGGGCACAGGGGUACCUGGGCACCAAGCAGCCCUGGCGCACCAAGAUGCAGUCGUUGUGCAGCCUGCCCAUCGUACGGUAUCAGGAGGUGAAGGAGGAGGACGGCCUGGAGGACAUGACCCAGCUGGAGGACCUCCAGGAAGCCACAGUGCUCAGCAACCUCCGGACGCGGUUCGAGCGCCAGCUCGUCUACACCUACAUUGGCAGCAUCCUGUUGUCAGUGAACCCGUACCGGCUCUACAACAUCUACGGGACGGAGCAGGUGCUUCAGUAUGAAGGCAGAGCACUGGGAGAGAACCCACCACACCUCUUUGCCAUCGCAAAUGUCGCCUACUCCAAAGUGAUGGAUGCCAAACACAACCAGUGUAUCGUCAUCAGUGGGGAGAGUGGCUCAGGGAAGACUGAAGCCACCAAGUUGAUCCUGCGCUACCUGGCAGCCGUCAGCCAGAAACGCAGCACUGCCCCACAGAUAGAGAUCCUGGAGGCGACCCCCUUGCUGGAAUCCUUCGGCAACGCCAAAACCGUGAGGAAUGACAAUUCCAGCAGGUUUGGGAAGUUUGUGGAAAUCUUUCUGGAGGACGGUUUGAUCUGCGGUGCCAUAACCUCGCAGUACCUGCUGGAGAAGUCCCGUGUCGUCUUCCAGGCCAAGAGCGAGCGUAAUUACCACAUCUUCUAUGAGAUGCUGGCAGGGCUGCCCACCCAGCAGCGCCAGCGCUACUGCCUGCAGGGAGCUGAGACCUACUACUACCUGAACCAGGGUGGGAACUGUGAGAUCCCAGGCAAGGAUGAUGCAGAGGAUUUCCAUCGGCUGCUCAACACCAUGGAGGUGCUGAACUUCAGCUUGGAGGAGCAGAACAGCAUCUUCCGCAUCCUCUCCUCUGUCCUCCACCUGGGCAACGUCUACUUUGAAAAAUACGAGUCUGACUGCCAGGAGGUGGCCAUGGUGGUGAGUGAUGCGGAGAUCCGGACAGUGGCUGAGCUACUGCAGGUCUCCCCUGAAGGUCUGCAGAAAGCCAUCACCUUCAAGGUGACGGAAGCACUGCGGGAGAAGAUUUACACCCCACUGACUGUUGAAAGCGCCGUAGAUGCCAGGGAUGCCAUUGCCAAGACCCUCUACUCCCUGCUCUUCAGCUGGCUCACAGACCGCAUCAACAAGCUGGUGUACCCACGGCGGGAGGCCCUCUCCAUCGCCAUCCUGGACAUCUAUGGCUUUGAGGACCUCACCUUCAACAGCUUCGAGCAACUGUGCAUCAACUAUGCCAAUGAGUACCUGCAGUUCUUCUUCAACAAGAUCGUCUUCCAGGAGGAGCAGGAGGAAUACAUCCGAGAGCAGAUUGAGUGGAAGGAGAUCCCCUUCAGUGACAACCAGCCCUGCAUUGACCUCAUCUCCCAGAAGCCCUACGGCAUCCUCCGGAUCCUCGAUGACCAGAGCUGCUUCCCUCAGGCCACUGACCACACGUUCCUGCAGAAGUGUCACUACCACCACGGGAUGAACCCACUCUACACCAAGCCCAAGAUGCCACUGCCCGAGUUCACCAUCAAGCACUACGCAGGGAAGGUGACCUACCAGGUUCACAAAUUUUUGGAUAAAAACUACGACCAGGUCCGUCAGGAUGUGCUGGACCUGUUCAUCAACAGCAGGACCAAGGUGGUGGCCAACCUCUUCUUCGGCCAUGCCCAGGUGUUGGCCCGACAGAGGAGCCUGGUCAGGAGGAGCAGCACCAGAACACGGCGGUACAAGGCCCCCACCGUGGCUGCCAGGUUCCAGCAGUCACUCCUGGAACUGGUGGAAAGGAUGGAGAGGUGCAACCCCUUCUUUGUGCGCUGCCUCAAACCCAACAACAAGAAGGAACCAGGGCUCUUUGAGAAUGACGUGGUCAGAAGCCAGCUGCGGUACUCGGGGAUCCUGGAGACCAUCCGCAUCCGCAAGGAGGGCUUCCCCAUCCGCAUCCCCUUCUUCGUCUUCAUUGACAGGUACCGCUGCCUCGUGGACAUGUGGUCACGUGUCAUUCCCAAUGGGGCCAACUGUGUGGAGAUGCUGAGGAGCCUCUGCCCCGUCAACCCCAGCAUGUACUACGUUGGUGUCAGCAAGCUCUUCCUGAAGGAGCAGCUGUAUCAGUCACUGGAGAGCAAGCGAUCCCGUGCCCACCACCUGGCCGCGCUCACGCUCCAGCGUUACGCUCGCACCUUCUUCAUCAAGAAACGCUUCCGCUCCCUCCGCCGAAAGAUCGUCCUCCUGCAGACCCGGGCACGGGGCUACCUGGCCAGGCAGCGGUACCGGCGCAUGCGGCGCACGCUCAUCAAGUUCAGGUCGCUGGUGCACAUCUACGUGAACCGCCGGCGGUACCUCAAGAGGAGGGAGGAUGCCCGCCGGCGGGCCGAAGAGGAGAAGGAGAGGAUGAAGCAGGAGCUGACGAGGAGGGAGGUGGUGGAUGUCACCCACCUGGAGAUCCCGGCUGAGCUGAUGGGGCUGCUGGAGGCCGCUGCAGCCGCCCGGGAGGUGAACGCCGGGUGCGUGGUGCUGGUGCCGCCGCCGUCGCUGCAGCCCGACUCCCAGCUCACCCUCCCGCUCGACAUCAAUGAUUACCCCAUGGCCAAGUACGUGCGGGGCCACUUCCAGGAGCCGGCGUUCGGGAUGCUGACGGCCCCGUUGGUGGCCCCUCUCACCCGGCUGGACGAGGAGCUGCGCCACGAGGCGCUCAGCCUCUUCCAGCUGAUCCUGCGCUUCAUGGGGGACCCGGGGCUGGGCGGCUCACAGGAGACCCUCUUUGGCAACUACAUCGUGCAGAAGGGGCUGUCGCUGCCGGGGCUGCGGGACGAGCUCCUGGCACAAGCCGCCAACCAGGUCUGGCGGAACACCAACGUUAACAACGAGGAGCGGGGUUGGCUGCUGCUGGCAGCUUGCCUCAGCGCCUUCGCCCCCUCUGCCGCCUUCGACAAGUACCUGCUCAAAUUUGUCUCUGACUACGCCUUUGCUGGCUACAAGCCCGUGUGCCAGCGCAAGCUGAUGCACGCCAUGGCACAGUCACAGCUCGGCGCCGCGGCCGCCCGCACCUUCCCGCCCUCGCUGCUGGAGUGGACGGCCAACCGGCGGCAGGCCAGCAUGGCACUGGACCUCCACUGCUUCAAUGGUGACCAGUUCUCCUGCUCUGUCCACUCCUGGAGCACGGGUGAGGACCUGGCUGGGAAUGUCCUGAAGCACAGGGGGCUGGUGGAGGGCUGGCGUGGCUGGUCUGUAGCCAUGAAGGCAGGUGCCCAGUGGGCUGAGCUGGCUGGCCAUGACUACGUCCUGGACCUCAUCUCCGACCUCGAGCUGCUCCGGGGUUUUCCCAAACAGAAGUCCUGCUUCCUCGUUGCAUGGGAGGGGACCGAGAGACGCGGCAGGGACAGCCUGGCAGUGCUGGGCUAUGGCUUGGAUUUGGAUGAAGUGCCUCCUCCCCCGGCUGUGAAAGCCCCCACGCUGCCAUCCGCUGAGCCGUACCACCCCUCUGACGGGGAAUCUGGGGAGCCACGCAGCCAGAAAGGUCUGGACCGGUACCUGGACAGCCUCUUUGACCCAGUGCUCUCCUAUGGCAAUGGGGAGCUGGAGAAGCCAUCUGCCAUUGUGCAGAGGAUGAAGGGCGGAGGGGGCACGGGAGGGGGGGACCGCAGGGGCGAUGCUGAACGGAGCGGACCCCCUGCACCCACGGAGAUCCAUCAGCCAAGAGGCGUGGAGCCAGCCCCGGCCCCGCAGCGCCGGGCAGAUGCCAACCAGCCCCCCGGGCCCCUGGGCAGAGCAGCGGGCAGGACGCCAGCCCGUGCACCCCAGCCCCGACCCUACUCACAGAAAACUGCACCCGUGGCCCGGCAGUGGCCGGGUGAGACUGUGGUGAGACAUUCCCGGCUCAACUCCGAACACUUCCCACGGCCCACGCACGACAUCCGCAACAUCAUCCGGCAGUGCCAGCCUGCCCUGCGCGGCCCCCAGCCCCCCAGCAAACUCUUUGGGAAGAAGCUGGACCCCCAUGAGGAAGCCAUGCAGAUCCUGAAGGAGCAGCUCUCGGCAGCCCGGGUGCCGGCAGCUGCGGGGCCCAAGGAGACAGUGGCCACGGUGAAGCCAGUCACCAGCAGCAGGUACCAGCUGCCAGCACCGACGGGGCGUCCGGUGGCCACCCGGCCCCCAGUCGCCGUCUCCCGGGAGCUCCCAUCUGAGGGGCAGCAGGUCCAGACCCAGCUGCACCGGAGUUGCAGUGAGGAUUUCUACACCUAUCACAACGUGCCCUGGAAAAUCUACAUCCGCAAGGAGGUUUUCUACCCCAAGGACACCAUCAACAACCCCCUCCUGCUCGACCUCAUUUUCCGGCAGAUCUUCACUGACACCCUCUCUGACACCUGCAUCCGCAUCAGCCAGGAGGAGCGACUCCGCCUCAAAUCCCUCUUUGCUGAAAAUAAACUGGACUCCUUCAGCCCUGUGGCCACUGAGAGUGUCAAGAGGGAGAUCAUCGCCGCCGCCCGGGAUGGCUGUGAGGUUUAUUUCUCACGUCUCUUCCCUGCCACGGGCAGCGUGGGGACAGGCGUGCAGAUCCUGGCUGUGUCCCACACGGGUGUCAAGCUGCUGCGGGUGGUGAAGGGCACCAACGUCCCCGGGGAGCAGCUGCGGGUGCUGCGGGCGUACAGUUACGCCGACGUGCUCUUCGUCACCACCCCGUCCAGGAACAUGCUGGAGUUCAACCUGAGCAGUGAGAAGCUCAUCCUCUUCUCCCCCAAAGCCCCUCAGGUCAAGGCUAUGGUCGAUCACUUCAUCACGGAGCUGGGGAAGGAUUCCCAGUAUGUGGUAGCCGUGAGGAACUACAGCCCAGAGGACAGGGGCCAGCUCAGCUUCCACAAAGGGGACAUCAUCCACCUGCAGCGACUGGAGCACCUUGAGAGAGACCAAUUCUAUGGCUGCGUGGUCCGCAAGAAGGUGAUGUACCUGGAGGAACUGAAGACGGGCACCCAGGAUUUUGGGUGGAAGUUCGGGGCCAUCCACGGCAGGUCAGGGCUCUUCCCCACCGAGUACGUCCAGCCCGUCGCCGCCCCCGACUUUGUCCAUUUGCCAGCGGAGAGGAAAGAGGAGCCCAGGGACAAGCCGGGCAAGGUGGCAGCUUCAGCAGCAGUGGCUGUGGCCGUGGCCUCCACUGCCGUGGCCCAGGAGCUUGACCGGAAAACUGAGGGGUCCCACACUUGUACCACCACCACGGAGGGUCUGGAAGGAGAUGGUGGUGAGCAGCUUGGGGCUGGCGUGGGGACCUGCCCCAUGAUGGCCUUUGCCCGGAGAUACUUCCGUGGGGCACGGCGAGGGACCACGGAUUUGAGUGGGAUGAAGGACAAGAGGGAUGUGUCUGAUGUGCUGGAGAUGCUGACGUUCACCAAGGUCCCUAUCCAGGAGUCACUCAUUGAAUUUGUGGAUGGUGGCAACAGCAAACUUGCUGCUGAGGCUUUCCAAGCUGUGAUGAAGUUCAUGGGAGAUCACCCUCUUAGGGGACAGACAGAGCUGGAUGCUGUCUGCACCAUCCUCAAGCUGUGCGCAGAGCACGAGGUCCUGCGGGAUGAGGUGUACUGCCAGAUCAUCAAACAGGUCACCAACAACACCAGCUCCAAGCCGGACAGCUGCCAGAAGGGCUGGAGGCUGCUCUACAUCCUCGCUGCCUACUACAAGUGCUCAGAGGUGCUCAAGCCCUUCCUCCUGGCCUUCCUGCAGGAUGCCAGCAGCCACCCGGAGCUGCCCUUCCAGGGCAUCGCCAAAGCCUGUGAGCAAAACCUGAGGAAAACCCUGCAGUUUGGUGGCCGCAGCCUCUUUCCCAGCAGCAUGGAGCUCAAGGCCAUGGUGGCUGGACGCAGCGCCAAGCGCCAGCUCUUCCUCCUGCCUGGUGGCAUUGAGAGGCACCUCAAGAUCAAGACGUGCUCAGUGGCUCUGGAUGUGAUCGAGGAGCUGUGCAGGGAGAUGGGGCUGCAGCACCCCGAGGCUUUUGAGGAGUACAUCCUCUUCGUGGUGAUGGAUGGAGGGAAGAGCGUGCGGCCACUGACCCGCCGGGAAUAUGUCCUGGAUGUGGCUGCUGAGACGGAACCCCGGGAUCCCACCUACACCUUCUGGUGCCGCCGCGUGGUCUGGAGCCAACCCCUCAAGUUUGACAACGAGCUCUACGUCACCGUCCACUACAACCAGGUUGCUCCUGACUACCUCAAGGGGCUGUUCACUGUCCUUUCCUCGGCGAGGCUGGGAGAGCAGCACUUCCCACACGUGGCCAAGCUGGCCGCCCUCCAGCACCGAGCCAAGGACCGCCACCACGUCCCCACCGAGCGAGAGGUGCAGGACUAUGUCCCCCCCCAGCUCUUCCACCUGCUGAAGACUCAAUCCUGGCUCCACCUGGUGACCCAGCACAUGGAGCAAGCCCAGGCACUCAGUGCCCACCAGGCCAGGGCACAGUUCCUAGGGCUGCUGAGCGCCUGCCCCAUGUUUGGCUCAUCCUUCUUCUACAUCCAAAGCUGCAGCAACAACGCCAUCGUCUCGCCCUGCAUCCUGGCUGUCAACCAGAACGGCCUCAACUUCCUCAGCAAGGAGACCCACGAGCCCAUCGCCAAGUUCUCUCUGAAGGAGAUCCAAUCCACACGGACACAGCGACCCACAGCCGGUUCCAGCUACCCCUACGUGGAGAUCACCCUGGGUGACCUCCUGGCGCAGGGCAUCACCCAGCUGCAGCUGGAGCAGGGCCUGGAGCUGUGCCGAGUGGUGGCUGCACACAUGGAGAUGCUGCUGGGAGCCCGGGAGAAGAGGCUGACGCUGCCGCCCAGCGAGAUCACCCUGCUCUGAGCACACCCCCACCCAGGGGCACGGGGGACACCUGGAGCACGGGUGUCCCCUGCCUGGGCACUGUCCCCUGUCCCCAUCCCCUCCUCACGAUUCACUGUCAUUCGGGGGGUUUGAACACGCCCGGGAGCCUGGCCCGACUCAGUGUCCAUGGUUCUGUGCUGAGCUUGAUGUGUCUCGUGCCUCAGUU